CGUGAAGCCCCGGGCGGCUGGAGGGGGCGGCGGCGGCGGCCACUGCUGGCCUGGAGAAAGUUGCCCCCCUCUGCAGAUGGGAACUGGUGGCUAUCAUGAGUGGGCCCCGGAGACGUGAGACGGGGAGGUAAAAUGCACACUUGCUGCCCCCCAGUAACUUUGGAGCAGGACCUUCACAGAAAAAUGCAUAGCUGGAUGCUGCAGACUCUAGCGUUUGCUGUAACAUCUCUCGUCCUCUCGUGUGCAGAAACCAUCGAUUAUUAUGGGGAAAUCUGUGACAAUGCAUGUCCUUGUGAGGAAAAGGACGGCGUUUUAACUGUGAGCUGUGAGAACCGGGGUAUCAUCAGUCUCUCUGAAAUCAGCCCUCCGCGGUUCCCUGUCUACCACCUCUUGCUGUCUGGAAACCUUUUGAACCGUCUCUAUCCCAAUGAGUUUGUCAAUUACACCGGGGCUUCAAUUCUGCACCUGGGGAGCAAUGUUAUCCAGGACAUUGAGACUGGGGCUUUCCAUGGGCUGCGGGGUUUGAGGAGGCUGCAUCUGAACAACAACAAACUGGAACUUCUGCGGGAUGACACGUUCCUUGGCUUGGAGAACCUGGAGUACCUACAGGUCGAUUACAAUUACAUCAGCGUCAUUGAGCCCAGUGCUUUUGCGAAGCUGCAUUUGUUGCAGGUGCUCAUCCUCAAUGACAAUCUCUUGUCCAGUUUACCCAACAAUCUUUUCCGUUUUGUGCCCUUAACGCACUUGGACCUGCGGGGGAACCGGCUGAAACUGCUGCCCUACGUGGGGCUGUUGCAGCACAUGGAUAAAGUCGUGGAGUUACAGCUGGAGGAAAACCCCUGGAAUUGCUCCUGUGAGCUGAUCUCCCUCAAGGAUUGGUUGGACAGCAUCUCCUACUCGGCCCUGGUGGGGGAUGUGGUUUGUGAGACCCCCUUCCGCUUGCACGGCAGGGACUUGGAUGAGGUAUCCAAGCAGGAGCUUUGCCCCAGGAAACUUAUUUCCGACUAUGAGAUGAGGCCGCAGACGCCUUUGAGCACCACGGGGUACUUGCACACCACCCCGGCCUCGGUGAACUCGGUGGCCACCUCCUCCUCUGCUGUUUACAAACCCCCUUUGAAGCCCCCUAAAGGGACCCGCCAGCCCAACAAGCCCAGGGUGCGCCCCACUUCUAGGCAGCCCUCCAAGGACUUGGGCUAUGGCAACUACGGCCCCAGCAUCGCCUACCAGACCAAAUCCCCGGUGCCUUUGGAGUGUCCCACCGCGUGCACUUGCAACCUGCAGAUCUCGGAUCUCGGCCUCAACGUGAACUGCCAGGAGCGCAAGAUCGAGAGCAUCGCCGAGCUGCAGCCCAAGCCCUAUAAUCCCAAGAAAAUGUACCUGACGGAGAACUACAUCGCCGUCGUGCGCAGGACAGACUUCUUGGAGGCCACGGGGCUGGACCUCCUGCACCUGGGCAACAACCGCAUCUCGGUGAUCCAGGACCGCGCCUUCGGGGACCUUGCCAACCUGCGGCGCCUCUACCUGAACGGCAACCGGAUCGAGAGGCUGAGCCCGGAGCUGUUCUUCGGCCUGCAGAGCCUGCAGUAUCUCUUCCUCCAGUACAAUCUCAUCCGCGAGAUCCAGGCCGGCACCUUCGACCCGGUGCCAAACCUGCAGCUGCUCUUCCUGAACAACAACCUCCUGCAGGCCAUGCCCGCGGGCGUCUUCUCGGGCCUCACCCUCCUGCGGCUGAACCUGCGGAGUAACCACUUUGCCUCCCUGCCGGUGAGCGGAGUCCUGGACCAGCUCAAGUCCCUCAUCCAGAUCGACCUGCACGACAACCCCUGGGAUUGCACCUGCGACGUGGUGGGCUUGAAGCUGUGGGUCGAGCAGCUCAAGGCGGGCGUCCUCGUGGACGAGGUCAUCUGCAAGGCGCCCAAGAAGUUCGCAGAGACGGACAUGCGCGCCAUCAAAUCGGAGCUGCUGUGCCCGGACCACUCGGACGUGGUGGUCUCCACGCCCACGCCCUCUUCCAUCCAGGGGCCCGCGAGGACCGGCGCGGUGACCACGCCCGCCGUGCGUUUCAACGGCACCGGGGCGCCCGCGGGCUUGGGCGCGGGCGGAGGGGCGUCGUCGGUGCCCUUGUCCGUGCUCAUCCUCAGCCUGCUGCUGGUCUUUAUCAUGUCCGUCUUCGUGGCCGCCGGGCUCUUCGUGCUGGUCAUGAAGCGCCGGAAGAAGAGCCAGAGCGACCACACCAGCACCAACAACUCGGACGUGAGCUCCUUCAACAUGCAGUACAGCGUGUACGGCGGCGGCGGGGCCGGCGGCGGCGGCGCGGGCGGCCACCCCCACGCGCACGUGCACCACCGCGGCCCGGCGCUGCCCAAGGUGAAGACGCCCGCGGGCCACGUGUACGAGUACAUCCCGCACCCUCUGGGCCACAUGUGCAAAAACCCCAUCUACCGCUCGCGGGAGGGCAACUCGGUGGAGGAUUACAAAGACUUGCACGAGCUCAAGGUCACCUACGGCGGCAACCACCACCUGCAGCAGCCGCCGCCGCCGCCGCCACCGCCGCUGCUGCCCCAGCCGCAGUCGCAGCCGCAGCCGCAGCCCCCGCCCCCGCCGCAGCUGCAGCUGCAGCCGGGGGACGAGGAGAGGCGGGAAAGCCACCACUUGCGGAGCCCCGCCUACAGCGUCAGCACCAUCGAGCCCCGGGAGGACCUGCUGUCGCCGGUGCAGGACGCCGACCGCUUUUACAGGGGCAUUUUAGAACCAGAGAAACACUGCUCCACCACCCCCGCCGGCAACAGCCUCCCGGAAUAUCCCAAAUUCCCGUGCAGCCCGGCUGCGUACACCUUCUCCCCCAACUAUGACUUGCGGCGGCCCCACCAGUAUUUGCACCCGGGGGCGGGGGACAGCCGGCUGCGGGAACCGGUGCUCUACAGCCCCCCGAGUGCUGUCUUUGUAGAACCCAACCGGAACGAGUAUCUGGAGUUAAAAGCAAAACUAAACGUUGAGCCGGACUACCUCGAAGUGCUGGAAAAACAGACCACAUUCAGCCAGUUCUAACGAACAAGCAAAGAAACUCCCACUCCCACCCCCACCCUCCCCACCCCCCACCCCCUUCUCGGAGCGCUUUGCGUUGCAACAGAACAAACGCGACAAAGCAAAACGCGAGCAAGCGAGCAAAGCGGACGCGCGCACGGUGCACACGCGUGAUGAGCCGUGCCGUCUCAACGUUUAGGGCGAAGUGCCUUGGCACAGGGUUCUCAGCUUCGGCGGAAGAUAACUGAAAGGGUGUGCAGUUUUUUUUUUUUUUUUUUGGUCUUUUUUUUUUUUUUUUUCCUGUUUGUUUUACACGUGGGAAACAUUUGUGUAAAUUGGGUCCGUCACGUUUUCUCUUGCUGCGUGGGCGGGAGCAGAGGGUCUCGGUCGUGCUGGAAGUGCUUUAGCGAGGUGGACGGUGGCAGCGCGCAGAUCCUCCUCUUUCUCUCCCUUUGCCGCACCGCACCACGCCCCACCCCACUCCCACCCCACCCCCC
Messenger RNA from Lepus europaeus (European hare), 3521 nucleotides. It is a transcript of the gene SLITRK5, whose product is annotated as SLIT and NTRK like family member 5. Gene Ontology annotation, molecular function: protein binding. Bases 133 to 3048 code for a protein of 971 amino acids. Lineage: Eukaryota; Metazoa; Chordata; Mammalia; Lagomorpha; Leporidae. The transcript is spliced from 3 exons. The record is from RefSeq and is a predicted model, not a curated record. Gene Ontology annotation, biological process: positive regulation of synapse assembly; axonogenesis; regulation of presynapse assembly. Gene Ontology annotation, cellular component: membrane.